Kwoniella botswanensis is the source of this 2478-nucleotide messenger RNA. RefSeq lists its product as uncharacterized. Bases 1 to 2478 code for a protein of 825 amino acids. Lineage: Eukaryota; Fungi; Basidiomycota; Tremellomycetes; Tremellales; Cryptococcaceae. The record is from RefSeq and is a predicted model, not a curated record. Gene Ontology annotation, molecular function: oxidoreductase activity; FAD binding. The transcript has 8 exons.
AUGGCAAUCCUCAAUACAACCCCCAAUGGCUCAUCGACAGGUAUAAUGACACCCGAAGGCCUGGUCAAACCAUAUCCCUUCUUCGCUCAGCCUCUUCAAACUCCAAGUACCAUCGCCGCAGAUGAUGAUCUGGUCAAACAGCUCAGAGAAGCGGUCGUUGGACCAACAGGGCAGGAUAUCCCCAAACCACAAGUACUAGGAAGGAAUGAUGAUGGCUUCAUCGCUUCUUCGACCAUUUUCAACGGAGCUGUCAAGACUCCUGCAUUAGCCUUGGUAAAACCCAUUACUGCUCAAGAUGUUAGCAGAACUAUUGUUUUCUGUCGAGAACAUGAUCUAGAACUCAGUGUGAAAGGUGGUGGAAACGGUGUACACGGUUGGAGUGUCGCUGGUCACAUCAUCCUCGAUUUGUCACUCAUGACCGACGUCACCAUCUCCUUACCCAACCCAUCGCCUCCAACCCUUCAAGAAUCCUUCGAGCGACUUCAAGUCCGACGAGACUCGGGUACAUCGACUGCUGGAGAACCUCGACGACCGUCUCUAGCGUCAGCUCACGCUGGAUCUUCCGAUGCCGGUACGAAGCGAUCCGCCUCUGACGAUUUCACCACGGACGGUACAGAUGACGAUGGAGCAAGGAGGAAGGGCAAAGUCGAUGGAGAUAGGUCAGGUCCAUAUAGUCCCUUGGAUAGAAUAGACGAGGUGAACCCUGCUGCUGAAGGUUCGAGAGCUAGUAGUGCAAUGGAACAAGAUAAUAAUGGUAGUGGGAGUGGAAGUAACAGUGGCAGUGGGACUAGAAGUGGGAGUGCCAGUAGAAGUGAUUCUUACGGUAUCACUGGAAAUGGAAAAGAUUCGACUCCUGCAACUUCUAUCUCUGGUACUUCCGAAUUCACCAGAUCGCCCAAAUCGCCUAUCGAAGAUGGGUAUAUCCUACCUACUCACAGAUUCUCCUUCUCUUCCAGCAACGGUUCAACUACAUCUCCCGAAGCUGGUCCUUCCUCCAGACCAGGUCCUAGGAUCACCUAUGUCAACCCCUCUCAAACGCCCACUUCCUCCUUCCCAUUCGUAUCUACCUCUUUCGGCGCCAACUCAUCCACUUCAUCAUCUUAUUCAACAAGCUUUCAUCCAUCCUUCGCCUCUGGUCCUUCUACCCAACUUACACUUAACACUCAUCCUGAUCCUCCACCAUAUACACUUGUCACCUUUGGUGCGGGAGUAAACUCGAAAUCUCUCGAUGCGGCUACAGCAGCUUCGCCGUAUGGUGCUUUCCAUGUACCCACCUCUGCGUUCCCGGUCGGUGCUGGACAGUUCAUCUCGGGCGGAUUUGGAUUCAUAGGUAGGAAACAUGGGUUGGCGAUGGAUAACCUAGUGGAGGUAGAGAUGGUCUUGGCCGAUGGAAGGAUAGUCUGGCUAGGUCAGGAUGGUAAGAAGGGAGGUGAUUGGAAAGAUAAUGAGGAUCCAGAAGAAGUUUGGUGGGCUGUUAGAGGUGCAGGUGCGAUCAUAGGUGUUGUUACUAGGUUCAGAGCAAAGGCGUAUUAUCUACCUAGUGUAUAUGCUGGUAAUUUGAUUUAUCUGUUCGACCGAGAAAAGACACCUUCACUCUUACGACACGUCCGAGAUUGCAUCAAAGGAUCACCACGAACGUUAUAUACCAAUAUCAUCAUGACGGCUGGACCACCCGGUGCACCCGCCAUCGUCAUCUUCCAACUUUGUUUCUCGGGCGCGAGGGCGGAAGGAGAGAUGUACGUCCAGGCGAUCAGCGCCUGGGAAGGUGGGAGAUCACUGUUCCAGGAUUUCAGCGAGAGGAAGUUUGAGAGACAACAGUUGGCCGUAGAGGAGAUUCUCAAAGGCGGUUCAGGGAGGAAAUGGUUCAUCAAGAGUGAUAUGCUUAAAUCACUAUCUGAUGAAGUGAUAGACGAAACUUGUUCGAGGUUCCACUCAGUCCCUGAUGGAUGUACUUGGCUCUUCGAAUAUACCGGCGGAGGAGCUAUAGCAGAUGUCAAAGACUCAUGUUUCCCUUCCUCACAUCGAGAAUCGGCGUUUACUGUCGCUGCUUUACAUCAAUGGUCUCAUAGUGAACCACCAGUGGAAGAUACGAGAUGUGUGACUACUGCUGAGGAAUGGAUAAAUGAGGUUAUACAUCCUAAUUCACCUGGCGGACCUUUACCAUGUUUCCUACAAUCAUCACUUUCUUCAUCCGUUUCGGCAGUUUAUGGCGAAUCAUUCCCUCGACUUCGAGCACUCAAGAAGAAACUUGACCCGACCAACUUCUUCUGUCAUGCGAUGUGGCCUCAGAACGAGUCCGAGGAAGAUGGGAUCAACGGUCUAGGAGAGGAUAUUAAAGAAGGUAAAAUCGAGGGUAUUCAAAGAGAAGACAUCGAUAGAGAUGGAUUUAUGAUUGAAGAUGAGUUGAGGAAGAGGAAGAAAGACGAUUUGGAAGGGAAAGAGAAGGAGAAUGAUAAAGGGAAAGGGAAAGCUAUCUAA